Molecule: messenger RNA, 7667 nt
Organism: Radiomyces spectabilis
Lineage: Eukaryota; Fungi; Mucoromycota; Mucoromycetes; Mucorales; Radiomycetaceae
Exons: 19
Coding region: 14-7591 (2525 amino acids)
Molecular function (GO): protein binding
Source: RefSeq, a predicted model, not a curated record
CGGUUGUUCUCGAAUGGCGCAUCAUGCUCCCAGUUCUCCCUUGAAUGCUACAGUCAUCAAUAUUUCACCGGCGCCGCACUCAUCGCCUCAAGAUGAAUCACCGCAAGACACCAACGAUACCACCUCUCGCCGUCGAAAGCAGCAAUUGCGUGCCGCGCAUAACGUUCAAGGCCAUCGAAACCUCAUUCGCCAUAUUUUCCAAAAGAUCAUCAAGCGUAAACGUCCGCAAUCUGCUCUUUUACGUUUAGGAGAACAAUGUCGUUCCAUAUCAUUGCCAGACCAGUUUGAAAAUGAGGAUACCAUUGAUCUACUUCUUCAGUUACGAUCCGUGCUUAUGCUUUGCAGAGACAACGGUUCCGCCCCACAGAUCCUGAUGCGCGGGGAUCGUACGCCAUCGAAUUCCCCAGUUUCGUCCCGGUCAAAUUCACCGGCUCGUCCUGCGUCUCCGUCGCAUUCUCACGGAGCCACAGCAAGUAUCCACACAGCGAAUGGGAAGAAAGAUACCCGAUCGAUUUUUGAAACCAUUUUGUGGAUGCUCGAUGACCUUGUCGUCAAUGACAGUCGAUAUAAAACCGUCAAUCCGAAACCUUCACGACCACCUUACAUGAUGCAGUCUGUCCUAGUGGAUAUCGCUCUCGUUCUAAUCCAGUGCUGCGAUGAUACAUCGGGAUUAUGCACCAUUGGCUUCACCAUGCUGUCGGCUUUUGAUACAUUCAAUGACGGAAAUAUGCUUGGAAAGCUCUUGUCAAUGUUUAUCGACACUUUAUUGCCAAAACUGAUGACAUGCAAGGACGAGCAACAACGGGAAGAUCGCUUCCCCGUUCGCCGACCCCAGAACCAAAAAAAAAAACAUUCCUCAUCUACUGCACGACAUGAUCCGCCAGUCGCCAACGCCACACCGACCAUCAAUAUUCACAGUCCUGACAGUGACAGCACAUCGCGUAGCUCUCCUCUGACGAUCGAUACACGAUUAUGUCAAAUCGAGCCUCCUUCCCUGUUGCGAACGACCGAAGAUGAACAUUCACCUUUGCAGAGUCAAUUUUCUCGCUCAAGUUCUACCCAAGGAACUGAACAAUACCAGCAAGCCUAUGCACUGUUUACCCCACUGUUUUAUUUCAUGAUCCAAUACCUUGAUCCAUACCUUGCCUCAUACCGGAACGACGUGCAAGAGAAUCUGUCCUUCACCAUUCCACGCCACGCAUCGUCCAUCAGUAAUUUCCAUCGCGCAUUGCGUUUCAUGAUCCACGCAAAGCCCGACAUGUACCUGGACAUUCUGGAUGUGAUUGCUCGCAGUACCUCGGAAGUCAAAUUCCGUGCAUGUCAGAUUUUGUUCCAUUAUUACGGUGUUAGUCUGGGCCAUGUUGUCGUCGCCGAACCGUUGCCCAAACUGGGAUUUCUUCAAGAAUUUGAGUACUUGGAGCGAAAACAACAUCAACAGCAAUUGGAAGAAGAACGCCAGAGGCAGCAACAGGCUCAACAGCAACCACAACAGCCAUCGAACGACCCGCAUUUCUUGGCCACUGUGAUAGGAAGCAACGCCUCAUUCCAUGUGCCCAAUAUUAACAAACGAUAUCGCCAGGCCCUGCCUGAACGUCCACCCAUCUCCCAGCGGCCCUCCACGACCACUUCCGAUUCAACCGAAAGUGAGACAGCGGAAAUUUUACACACCUGGUACCCGCACAUGUUUUCCGCCACGACGGACAAUCACGCCGAUGACCUCGCUGAUCAAGCACGGUUCUCGACGAACCCAUUGUCUCUGUCGGUCAUCACUCACGACAAUAUGACGGUCGCUUACUGUAGAGAGUGCUAUAAAGUAAUCAAAGGAUAUGGACUUCGUUGCUAUCAAUGCAAGUGCACCGUUCACUACAAAUGCUUUAACCAGCAACUCGCCAAUCAUGACCUGGACAUUAUGUUUUAUGUCAAAGAAGGUGGUAUACAAAAAGUCGUCAGUCCGCAGUUUUGCCAUAUACCCGUCCAGCCUCGGUCCACGAUUUCGCCUUCUGCAACAACCCCCGAAUUGCUAUUUGAAAUGGAAUAUCUCGGCCAUCACUUUCAUCUGGUCAACAUUUACACAUUGAUGAUCUGUGCGUGCUGUCAUCGACCGCUUUGGGGCAUCUCACAGCAGGGAUAUCGCUGCUCAGAAUGUAACCGGUUUGUUCACUCAAGUUGUCUCAGCCAAGCCAUGCGGCAAACAACAGCAACAAUGAAUAUUCACGAAUGUCAACCGCGUCAGCCACUAUUGGAACGGGAUACUCUAAUUUCACAAAGGGAGCUGAAUAACACAUUGCUCGCGUUCUAUGGCACGGUACUACCCACUACUCCGCAAGAUGUCAAGGAUAAAAGCUUCGAGGAAAUAUCCACCAUGCUCAAUAUACUUUUACUGCAAGAAAACAUCAUGCACUGCGGUAUUGCUGCUGGAUGUUUACUGGUGAGUUACGGAGGCGAUGACCCGUUGAUGGCCAAUAACGGACACGCAGAUGAACCCAGCGAAAGAGUCAGUAUGCAGUCAAUGGAUAUUUGUCCCCGAUUAACCUCUGCAAUCACCAUGUGCCGGAAUCAGCUUUCUUCCGCCGAUUGCAAGACGUCAAUGCAUUUCAACGAGUUUUAUAUCAAUCGCAAACACAAUCUAAACGAUUUCAUGUUCGCAAGAGAGGAGUACCUUGGUCAUGUAGCGGCCAUUAUGAAAAGCGCGGUGCCCAACUCAGCAGCUCACGUUGGCUCAACCACGCAUCCAACACCUGCAGCGGCCAAGCGGCGUUCCGCCGGUGAUUCGAGAGGAUUUUUGCAAGUGAUGCCUGCAUCCUCUGGAGCGGAACGGUGGAACGAUCGUGGAUUAGAUGAAGGCUAUGAUGAGGACAGCGUUACCGAGUGUAUCCCGGUCACUCAUAUGGAAUCAUGGAUCAGCGACAACUUGCAUAUCAAGAGCCGAUUAACGACGCAGAUGCUCUUGCAGCAUAUGCAUAAUCUAGGAUUCCUGGAACGGGUCAACGGAUUAGCCACCUUGUAUACCUUUGAUACCGAAGGAACAAGUACUACCACGCCAUCCGAUGCCAACCCCCAUCUUUGCAUUUUCCCUGUUCCGUACGCUAUUGAUAUCUCUGCCAAUGUCAAUUUACUCGUGGACACGAUUGAAAGUUGUUUGGAUGAUCUGGAUCUUACGAUCAACGAGUGUGGACUGUUGCUUCUCACACGACGAUGUUGGCCGGACCCAUUUAUGUCGUCGUACACCAUUGAACGAUUACUGUAUGCGGUGUUGUCGUGGCUUUUCCAGGAAGAUGAAAAACUGUUGGCUUUGCAUGCUGAGUAUACCGCCUCUAAGCAAAAGUUACCGGGGAUCAAACGUAAUCGAUGGAGUCAGUCGGCCCAAGCUAUGCUGGCGUCUCGUAUGAAAGACGGUACUGGAGCGGAUCGCGGACGACAAAGCGUUCAAUUCAAUGGAACCGUCGGUAUGAGUAGUGGGCUUGGCAAUCUCUAUGUGACCAGUCGAGCCGCGCUUCGCGAACGGUACAUCAAUCGAUGGAUGAUGAUCAUUCACGACACGGACAGUGCACUUUUCACCACGAUGAUAUACGACGUUAUUGAACGGAUUGUAGAGGAGCGAGAUGAAGAAUCGGUGCUCACCGGAUGGCAGGAGCCCCAGGAUAAAAAGAGAGCUACGCUUCAACAUGCUGAAAAAUUUGUGGAAUGUGUGUACAAAUUAAAGAGCUACGGAUUGACAUUCAGCAGCCUGGAACCGAUCAUGACACGAUGGUUUGAUAAGACGUACAGCGCAUUCGACGAGCACGAUAUUCUCAGGGAGAAAGAACCUGCCGAUUUACGCCACCUUGCCAAGCUUUGUUCUCCUCGACUGGCUUCGAUACAAAAGACACCGGCAUAUCGUUCAUCUAUUGGAGAUACCAAUCCAUCGAUUGAUAUCGUGAUUGCUCUUUUUGCCAAGCCGGAGCGGGAGAGCACUGAACGUGGGAUUCGAUGGCUGACCCUAUUGAUGCAUUCGGGUACCGGUGUUCCCAGCAACGCUUUAGCCAAAAUAGCACGUCUGCUGGUAUCCAACCGAGUCUCGAUUAGGACCACGGCCGAGUUUCUGAAACUGUUAUGGUACCAGGCCGUCAAUGUCCUCAAUGUGCCUACCCCACGCGUUGUCAUUAUCGAUAUCAUCAGUUACUUGAACGAGACAGCCCUGGAAUCUUUCAAGUCAAAGAACGAAGCACAUGAAUUGACGUUGGAACGACUUUGGAGUGCACAAUUAUUUAUAAAGUACUCUGCUGCAUUGACCUGCUAUGCAUUCAAUUGUCCCUUAAGCAACAUCACUGAACUUGACCUUGUCCCGUAUUUUGGCGAUCACAUUGCCCGAUUAUCCCACAGCAAACGGGCAUCGAUGAAUCGGGAUUCCACGCCAAUUCGAGUUGAUGAAUCUACGCCUAUCAUUCGAUGUAUGCUUUUAUAUUUACAGUACGAUCAGCUCAACGUACACGUGGAUGUCAUCAAGAUGUUUUAUGGCUUGGUUAACUGGAGCUAUGGUAUCAGUAACAAAUCCGACGUGAUCAACAAAUGUGUACCUGCGCUCAUACCAGCGCUUUGGGAGUUGCUCGUACCAGCUUAUGACAGUCUCAGCGAUAUUACGCUGAAUUUGUUAAUGAAGCUGAUCAAUAUCGAUGUCCAGUAUUUCCAUGCAUGUGUAUAUCAGAUUUUCGAAGAUUCCAACUGGGAAGUAAGAUACCAUGGACUGGAUAAUCUUUACGGAUUGUUCACCAAGAUGGAUGUCGCAUUUCAACAGAAAUGGUUCCCUUUUCUUUCUCACCUGGGACCAGUGUUCAGCUACUUUGUGAGCUGCUUGUGGGAUAAAGAGGAAUAUGUGCGAUCCAAAGCAGUGGCAUACAUUCGUACGUUUGGUACACUGCACAUACGUUCGGCACUUCGAUGUUGGGAGGCAUAUUUCCUUGAAGCCACUGACCGUCAAAGAAUCUCGUUGGUCAAUCUAAUGAUCCGGUUCAACGCCAUGUUUCCCGAAUGGCAAGUGCUCCAAUGGGAAUCAUUGCUGCAAGCCUUGAAACCAUCCGACCAUGAUGGAUUUGAUGCGCAAUCCAUGGAUAUUCUGGAACAGUAUAUGCGGCCGGACGAGGGUGCUCUGGAUGCAGCCGGUGAAGAUGUGGUGUCCGACAAGCAAGCACUUCACGGCGUGGAAACAGAGAAUGUGCGAGUGCUUAUGCUCACGUUGGCGUUCCAAAUGCUGAGCAAUCACUUACCUAUGGAUAUGGUUCAAAUGUCUCAUUUCAAGUUCAUCCUCGUGCAACAGAUGGGGUUCAGCAAUUGCCAGUAUUUUGAGACCGGAAGAGUCGUUACGUUUGGCCAUCUGACGUAUGAUCCGGACGAUCCGGCGCAAGUGGCGAUCAUGCUUGCCUGUUCCCACGGGUUAAAGAAGGUGGUCGACAGUUUUGCGCCUUUACCGGCCGAAGCGGUAGUGACCAUGAUGUCUGAACGGACGCCACAGAGUCAACAGAAACUCACCGAGAACACGAGUCCCGGUGUACAUUUUAUCGAUGUGAUUCUCAAAUUUUUCCAUCCAUCCGUGGACCUGACGAAACUCGGUCAUCUCAUGCUACGCACGUGGCUCGAAAUCGUUCUCAUUGUCAUUUACAAGCAUGAUAUCCUGGACCGUAACUAUGAAGACAGCAUUGUGGGUUGCAUGAAACAAGUGAUUGAAUUAUUGACCAAGAACAUCAGUGAAGAAAACAAACUGUUGGUGUUGGAGAUUUCCAAGUGCCUGUUAAGACGAUCGGACCAUUUGGCGCCCAUGGUGCUGUCCAAGCAGAUCACCGCGCUUAGUAAAGUCAUGAUCAAAUUGCAGACUCGGACGCAUGAGCCGCUGUUCCUGAAAGCUAAACAGUUUCUGAAAAGCGCUUUCCUCGAAUUUGCCGUGGCCGGUUUAUUUGUUCUCAUGUUUAAGGAUGAUAACAGCAACGAGGCCAAUCGUCGAGAAUUGGAAUUGUUCUUUGUGUUACGUAAUGUCAUUGACCCAGAUGAUAUCGUACCUGAAGGGGACAUGCAUGAGGUCAUCUAUCUGCGCGAUCAACCGGUGCGCGACGUGCUUGAAAAUUUAAUGAAGCAGCAAAUGGACCGCAAGGCCUUUUCCAAUGUUCUUUACAACACGAACCGUUACAUCGAGACGCUGCACUCUCAUCCGUAUCCCGAAGUGGUUUUGAAUGAUUAUGCCAGUUUUCUGCAUGCAUUGAUCAAACGGACCGCUGAUUGGCGGCCUUCCGAUUGGAACAUCAAUCCCGUAUUUAGCAUGUCCGCCAUCCUGCUCAAGGAACAUCCCUAUCAUUUUUCGAUUUUGCUUCCCGCUAUCCAAGCUGUGUUCAAGCACGGGUUACAUCACUGUGUACUGGAGCACGAAAGUAUCGUCAAAUUGCUGGCAGCCUAUUCCGCUAUUUCUAUCAUACCUGGGGUUCAGCCCGGUAAUGCCUUUGCUGAUAUUAUCCUGGAAGAGGUGAAGAAUAGUUUGGAGGCGCGGCAAAAGUUGCAUCGUAACAGCUUGACAUCUCUGCUUCAGCUUAUUCUGUGGGAUUGUCAAGCAGAAUACCAGGGAUGGUACACAUCCAUUGAAAACGCUUUGUUAGGGGAGCUGGAGCCCGGCAAUGAUCGAGUGCCGUACUUUGCUGAUAACCUCAGCAUGCUUUUGAAGCCCUUGGUCCGCUACCUCAAAUCCAGUCCUGUCACCCAGUCUUUUACCAAUAGUGAUUUCAAAGCUUACAUUGUAGCUUCCAGAUUGCUUGUCACUUUGUGUUCGCGCUCAGAGACGGCCAUGCAUGAGACGCUCGUGCUACAAAAGCUCGAUGAAACGCGACAUUGCCUUCGAUUUUUCAAUUGGUUCUUGCUUGCGAUUUUACGGGAACAUGCCGAUGAUCUAUGCAAGCAACUACUUGACUUUGAAGAUGUGAUGACGGAUUUAUUGGUGCAAACUUUGAAGUCUGUGGAAAUCGAUUUUGAUACACCAGACAUUAGCUUUUCGUACACGCCUUCAGGCGAAGCGUUACUGUUGUGUUCGCUUAUUCUCAAGAGUUGGACGCUUCUUCAUUUGCGAAACAACAAUGUCACUGCCAGUAAGCUUGGCUUGACGGCUCCCUCGACCACAAAUUUUGCCUUUUGGAUGUCCAUCUGGGCAGUUUGGCGACGCUUGUUGGACAGCAUUAAUCCUUCUACAUUAUCCAUGCAAGGAAACACCGGUAUGCCCGUUUGGGAGAUGUUCCUGUCUCUGGUCCAAUUUCUAUUUGUGAGUCGAAGUGAAGUUGUGCUUCUGAAUGCCUACGAAUGGACCAAUUUGUUGGGAAGUCUACUGGAUAAGCUUCGGACUCUCUCGCAAGGUAUCGCGGAGCCAAGCACUGAGGAUCAAUCGGCUCCUUUGGAAGCUUUCAUCGAGCAAGUGGCCAAAGUACGAAAAAUGUUUUUUAUCCCACCUAUAGAGAUCCCUACGACGACUCUCAUCGAUCAGCUCUAUUUGGAUUUACGUGAAAUUAUGCGAUAUCAGGCUGAAAGUGUCGCCUUCCAAGAGCCUGCGCGUGCAUUGUCAUUAACCAUGAAUAGUAUAUCUUGAGCUCACUUGAUCUCUUUGAAUUUCUCUGUGCUGUAAAAUAAUAAACAAGGUUCCCCCAAUUGUAAAUUUUAUUGUU